Molecule: messenger RNA, 4958 nt
Organism: Ahaetulla prasina
Lineage: Eukaryota; Metazoa; Chordata; Lepidosauria; Squamata; Colubridae
Gene: NAA40
Product: N-alpha-acetyltransferase 40, NatD catalytic subunit
Exons: 7
Coding region: 2837-3607 (256 amino acids)
Cellular component (GO): nucleus
Molecular function (GO): histone H4 acetyltransferase activity; histone H2A acetyltransferase activity; protein N-terminal-serine acetyltransferase activity
Source: RefSeq, a predicted model, not a curated record
CCCUCUUCCUGGCCUCCAGAUGGUGCUAAACUACAGUUCCCAUCCUCCACAGCCAAAGGGGGCAUCUUACAAAGUCAAGGGGUUGGUUUGGGUUGAAAAGAGGAUAUUGGACAGGGGAUAGAUGAUAGAUUGCUAGUCAGAGAGACAGACAAUAGAUAAGUAGAUAGAUGACAGACAGACAGAGGAAAGAUGAUAGAUAGAUAGAUAGAUAGAUAGAUAGAUAGAUAGAUAGAUAGAUAGAUAGAUAGAUAGAUAGAUAAGAGAGAGAAGAUAGAUAAGAGAGAGAAGAUAGAUAGAUAGAUAGAUAGAUAGAUAGAUAGAUACUGUGUUUCCCCGAAAAUAAGACCCUGUUAUAUUUUUUUUUACCCUGAAAUAAGUGCUUGGCCUUAUUGCCAUGUGCUCAAAAGCUCGAUUGGGCUUAUUAUCAAGGGAUGUCUUAUUUUGGGGGAAAGAAGGUAGGUAGGUGGGUAGGUAUAUAGAUAGAUAGAUAGAUUGAUUAGAGGCAGACAGACAAAGAUUAGAGAGAGAGAAACAACGAUUAUACAGGUAAAGAGAUAAAUGGAUAGAUAAGAGAGAUUGAAAGAGAUGGAUAUAGAGAUAAGAGAUAGACAGCUGGGUAGGAUGGCUGGAUGGAUAGAUAGAGACAGACAUGAUGGCUGGAUAGAUUGGAUGGAUGGAUGGAUAGACAGACGGAUGACUGGAUAGAUAGGAUAGACCCGUGAUGCCGAACCUAUGGCAUGCAGAGCCAUCUCUGGGCACACACGCCAUUGCCAGCUGCUCUUCUGGUUUACUGCAGUCAGCUGGACUUCGUGGGCUCUGGAAAACAGCCUGAAAACGGCCAAAAAACAGACCAUUUUUCAGCCUGUUUUUCAGGGCCGUUUUUUGGCCUUUUACAGGCUGUUUUUGGGGCCGUUUUCCAGGCUCUUUCCAAGCCUUUUUCUGGCCAUUUUCCGGGGGGUUUUCAGGCUGUUUUCGGACCAAAAACACCCCAAAAUGGCAAGAAAAUGGCCUGAAAACGGCCCAAAAAACAGGUAUGCAUGCCGGCCAGCUGGUCUCCAGUUUGGGCACUCAGUGCCGAAAAGGUUCCGCAUCACUGGGAUAGACAGACAUAGACAGUCAUAGACAGAUAUAGAUAAUAGAUGUAGAUAUAGACAGACAUAGAUAAUAGAUGUUUUGCCACUUUUUCUGACCUUUCUUGCCACAAUUGUGAAGUGAUUCACUGCAGUUAAAUGAAGAGCAAUUCAUUUAACAACUGCAGUUAAGUUAGUCACACGGUCGUUAAGCGAAUCUGGCUUCCCCAUUGACUUUGCUUGUCAGAAGGUCAUAAAAGGGGAUCUUGCAUGAUCUCAAAACAUAGGUCAUAAAUAUGAGUCAGUUUCCAAGCAUCUGAAUAUUUGAUCACAUGAGAUUGGAGAAUGUUGCAAUGGCCGUAAAUGCGAAAAAUGGUCCUAAGUCACUAUUUUUCUGUUCAUGUUGCAACUUUGAACGGUCCCUAAAUGAACUGUUUAAAGUCGAGGACUACCUGUGCAGUGUGUAUAGAGCCUCUUACACCAUCUACCAACCCUGUUCUCGCAUUCUCAAGUGACCCCCUAGCCAAGCACACACAGAACGAAUUGGAAAAGGUGGCCUUGCUUGAACUUUUGAGGGGUGGAAGGGUUGCAGGGAGGUUAAACAUAUGCUUCUAGCUUGAAAGCCCCAGAGCUGCUGACUCAUCAGCCUGGCAGAAAGUUUGAAUUUUUUUUCUGUGUGUGUGUUAAAAAAAGGAACAUUUCCAAGGCAUAUUUGUAUGGGCUUGCAGCCGUAAGAAAUGAGGGGGAAAAGUUAUAGGAUCAAAGCUGUGGGAAGCCUAGAUUCCUGGUAAGAUUUGCUUCCUUGAUCUCAAAAGCUGCAUCGCGCACAUUUUGAAUUGCCGAGGAACAGUCUCCAAAUUAAAAAAAAUAAGAGUUAAAAGCGUUUCAGAUGAUGAAAAUGAAGCUGCAUUAAGGAAGUAGAGUCCGAAGCUUUCACUUGUUUAUUCACAACCUUUUUAGAACAAAAACUACACAUUUUAAUUGGCUUAUUCCACAGAAAAGAGUAGAAUCGAAUAGAAUUCUUUAUUGGCCAAGUGUGAUUGGACACACAAGGAAUUUGUCUUGUUUAGUUUAUGAACUGGGGACGUUGUUAAUCAGGGAUAUUUUAUUCUUUCUUGCUGUAAUAGAGAGAAGCUUUUGAUUGACAGCUUUAGAAGGAUCUAUGGGUUCUUGACCAUGGUCAAGGUGUCUCCUACUUUAAGAGUUUAUUUUAUUUUAUUUUACUUGGAUCAUAUAACUGCGGGAAUGCUGCAACGGUGAUAAGUGGAAGCAUUGAAGACGAGUUCCUUUUUUUGUAAUUUUGAGCAUUCAUUAAACAAAUGGCUGUAAUCUGAGGACUACCUGAAUUUCAGGCCUUUGUAGAAAGUGCAGUCUAGAGUUACAACAGUUCAGUUACAACAUCCUGGAAAAAAAGCGACUUACGAGUGUUUUUCCACAUUUAUUACCGUUGCAGCAUCCCUAUGGUCACCUGAUCAAAAUUCAGACGCUUGGUCACUGACUCAUAUUUACGACGGUUGCCGUGUCCUAGGGUCACCUGAUCCCCUUUGGCGACGUUCUGACAAGCAAAGUCGACGGGGGAAGCCAGAUCCACUUCACGACCGUGUGACUAACUUAACUGCAUUGAUUCGCUUAACAACGGUGUCAAGAAGGGAUGUAAAACGGAGGAAAAAUUCACUUAACAACUGUCUUGCUUAGCAACAUAACUUUUGGGCUCAGUUGUGGUUUUAAAUCGAGGACCACCUGUGUGGUGGAAGAAGCCUUCAUAGAUGGGGAACUGUUCAGUUCUGUUUGUGUGUUGUGUCUUAGCAUUUCAACCCUCCUGGUUGCAGAGGAAGUCCAGUAAAGGGAAGGAGAAGAAGCAGAAACGAUUGGAGGAGCGGGCAGCCAUGGAUGCUGUCUGUGCCAAGGUUGAUGCAGCAAAUAAACUGGGAGACCCCUUAGAAGCUUUUCCCGUGUUCAAGAAAUACGACAGAAACGGACUGAACGUUUCCAUCGAGUGCAAACGGGUCUCCAGUUUGGAUCCGGCUACUCUCGACUGGGCGUUUGAGCUGACCAAAACAAACAUGCAGACUUUGUAUGAGCAGAGCGAGUGGGGAUGGAAAGACCGGGAAAAACGGGAUGAAAUGACCGACGACCGGGCUUGGUACUUAAUCGCUUUGGAAAAUGGCUCCCUUCCUGUGGCGUUCUCGCAUUUCCGCUUCGACGUUGAAUACGGAGAGGAGGUUCUCUAUUGCUACGAAAUACAGCUGGAAAGCAAAGCAAGGAGGAAAGGCCUCGGCAAGUUUCUCAUCCAGAUCCUGCAGCUUGUGGCAAAUAGCACACAGAUGAAGAAAGUCAUGUUAACGGUCUUCAAACAUAACCACGGAGCCAACCAGUUCUUCAGAGAAGCUUUGCAAUUUGAAAUAGACGAUACCUCACCGAGCAUUUCUGGCUGCUGUGGGGAAGACUGCUCCUACGAAAUCCUCAGCCGGAGAACCAAAUUUGGUGAGAGCCAACAGGCUCACUUGGGGACUCAGUGUGGGGGCUGCUGCCAUUGAGGUACUCCUUCCGCGCCUUCCGAAAUAACUCCGUCGCCCUCCACGUAAGCGUGCCUUCCUCGCAGCUUCUCUCUUCCCCCCACGGCCUCUCCAAUUCUUGCUGCGUUCUCAAAAAGUCAAGAAGGGACAGAACUCCUGGGGUUACAUGCCGGAUCCCAGUAUCAGAGAUCCCACGGUCCUUUAAAUCAAAAGCCGAGAUGUACCUUUUAAGGCCUGAUCUUACUUACCUGCAGCCUGGAACUGAAGGUGGGGAAUCUGCCGAGGGGGGGGGGGGCUGUUUCCCCCCCCCCUCUUUUUCUUUUUUUCCAUGGAAAAUUGAUGAUGGGGUUCCUGCCUAAAGGCGUUGACAAGAAUUAGUGAGCCUUUCUCUGCGGAUGAAGGGUAGACUUUGGGGUUUGGCAGAUCAAGGUGAUUUGAGAUGGUUUCCUGUAUUCCUUCUGUGCCUGUUUCCCACUUUCGUGUUUGAAUAAUUUGCAACGCUGGGUUUACAAUUUUGUCGGAGAACUACAGCAGGUUUUGAAAAGGAUGUACUUCCUCUAAAUCAAAUCAUUGGGCAGAUCUUCGCCGGGUAUGUGUUUCAAGGCAACUCUAGUUGUCUGGGCUUAUAGGAGGAAGAGGGAUCCACACAGAUUUUUAGAACUGGAUCCCAAGUAAUGACAUGGUUGCAUCUGGUUAUAUUUCCCUCCUUGUGCAUUGGAGGACAAUAAUCCGCACGAAGGGAUCACUCCACGCAGCCUGCUCUCGGUCAGUCCCCAACUAAAGAUCUUCAGCCUAACUAAAAUGCCAUGAUUUCUUCCCAGCCAGCUGUGCUAGAAACAACUCGGAGCAGUUUUGUGGUCCGAAAGUUCCCAGUAGAAGCAGUUGUGCAAGAGCAAAUCAUUCCAGUUCACUAGGAAUGUGGUCCUUAUUGUUUAGGAAGUUCUCUUGUCCGUUGGUUUUGGAACUAAAAACUCUCAACAGACAUGGUCCCAUAAUAAUACAUUGGCUUAACCUUGAUUUUCCUUUUCGACUGUUUCAUUGAUGGAUUUCUUUCCCCCUCCCCUCCCCCCACCCCCCAAAAAAAAAACGGGGGAGAAAGGUGAUUGAGCAUGUUGAGUGUGGCAUGCAAAAUCCUUUACAUUUUGAAGCUGAAAUAAUACUUUUGUAUAUCUAGUGGGUGUUUCCUCAUUUUUUGCCUUUUUUUGGGGAUAGUUUUGUUUCACAGAACAAAUUUCAAGAUAACUACUUCUUAUUAAACCAGUAACUUUUUGCUGGAAUCAAAAGGGAGCAGCCUGAUUUAUUUUUAAAUGAAAAGGUUAACUGGAGUGGUGGGUGGUGGUGGUGCAGUUUGUCUCUUUUUUUUUAAAAAAAU